AUGAGCCACUUGAUUAAAAGUGUGGCUGAUGAACGAGGUAUUCACUCAGUCAUUGACCUUGGCUCGGGUCAAGGGUAUCUCUCACGAGCACUGGCGUUUGAUCAAGGGCUUGAAGUAUUAGCAGUGGACAUGUGUGAGAUUCAAACCACUGGCGCUAAAAAGUACGAUCAAAAAGCCCUCAAGUGGUUAAAAGAACAAGACAACCAUCCCAAUCUAAAGCAUGUGACGGAAAAAAUCACUCCAGAGAACCUAGCACAAGUCUUGGCUCGCUGGAGUCCUGAUUCUCCCGAAGAGAAACGUUGGUUGGUUACAGGCUUACAUACCUGUGGAGAUUUGUCGCCCAUGAUCUUUAAUUUGUUUGCACAAAGUGAACAAGUGGCGUGUGUGGUGAAUGUAGGAUGUUGUUAUAAUGCAUUGACAAAGGAAGGGUUUCCCAUGAGCACCUAUUUAAAGGAAAAAGAAGAUCUGAUUAAAGUGGGAUCAACGGCCAAAGUGUUGUCCUGUCAUACGCCAUCACGAUGGUUGGAAGAAGGAGAGCAAUGCAUCAAGGCCUUUGACAAUUAUUACUUUCGAGCCUUACUUCAGGAAAUGUUGGUGGAGAGAGGAUUGUCUGAUAUCAAUGAUCCUCCUCGUUUGGGUAGAAUCAAGCAAAAUAAGGAAUUUGUACCGUUUGUGAAAGCGUCCCUAAGACGAUUGAAAUUAGGAGAGGAUACGAUUACAGCCGAAGAAGCCGAGAUGCAUUAUGAAAAGAGUCGAGCAAAGGGAGUGGAUCGACAGUUUGUGACGCUUUGGAUAUUGCGUGGGUUGUUGGCACCUAUUGUAGAGAGUAUUAUCUUGGUGGAUCGAUGGAUAUAUUUACGUGAUUGCAUUGAAAAGAGUCAAGAUGAAUACAAGGGCGCAUGGAUGUAUCCAUUAUUUGACUUGGAUGCUUCACCACGAAAUGUAGUAUACAUUGGAUCAAAGUAA
This is a messenger RNA of Mucor mucedo, 966 nucleotides long. RefSeq names its product methyltransferase domain-containing protein. The transcript has 2 exons. Lineage: Eukaryota; Fungi; Mucoromycota; Mucoromycetes; Mucorales; Mucoraceae. The coding region runs from base 1 to 966 and encodes 321 amino acids. The record is from RefSeq and is a predicted model, not a curated record.